GGAGACGCUGUCGAACCGCUUUGUGGCAUUGUUGUGGCAUUGAUGUUGGAACAAAGAGACAAGGGAUGCGGCUGCAGAAGCAUGCGUGCCUAGAACGCAGAGUGCCUGAAGAACAAAGGCGCCCCGGGAUACUCGAGCUGCUCGCUGCUUAAGUGCAUGAAGGAGCGUCUUAGACCAUUGGCAGAGAGAGUUAGAAUUCUGCUUGUUCACACUCCAAGCUGCAAUUCCUACAGCCGCGUGCCGAACACAGUGCACGCACGGCCAGGACGGGAAUAAGUAGCCUGCAGCAAGCAGCCUUCAGGCUGACAAUUUGGUUGGCAAUUCGCACCACCCGCUUGGCCCAUUGAGUCGCCGCAGCACGUCGCUGCUGCUUCAGUGCCCGCGUCAUCAAAGUUGUCCCACCAGACACCUCAUGCCCCGCUCUGACGAAGCGCAGGCCUUCUUCACUGCCGUCUACCGCGCCGUGCAGGAGAUCCCGCCAGGCAAGGUGACCAGCUACGGCCACAUUGCGCGGCUGGUCGGCACGCCCCAGCGCCCGCGCCAAGUCGGCGUCUGCCUGAAGCACCUGCCCUCCGACCCGUCGGCGCGCUUCAACCACGACAACGUGCCCUGGCAGCGGGUCAUCAACGCCAAGGGCGUGAUAUCGCCGCGGUAGGUACAUACAGCGCUCCCACAUCGCCGCUCGUUUGGUCCGCCCGGUCUGGUUGGUUGCAUGCGGUGCCGUCCAUUAUCGGCGUCUCCCCAAGAGUCGAAUUACUUAAACCGGCAUCAUCACUGACAAUUACUAGGUCCCAACCGUCAGGAGCGCGCAACCAGGCCGCCGCGCUGCAGGCAGAGGGCGUGACGGUCACGACGGGCGCGCUGGGUGAGCUAAUGGUGGACUUCGCUGAGUUUGGCUGGUUCCCGCGCAUCUUGCCGUCCGAGGAGGCCGAGGGGUUGGUUCCCUCCGACGAGGAUGAUGAGGAGGGGGAGAGUCGGGCGAGCGUAGGAAAUGAAGAUGAGGAUGGGGACUGAAAAGGCGGAUGAUUUGAGGGGUUGAGGCGAUGAUGAGAGGAUAUCAUUGAAGUUGUCUGCCUGUCUAUUGUGG
This is a messenger RNA of Thermothielavioides terrestris NRRL 8126, 1087 nucleotides long. RefSeq lists its product as uncharacterized. Lineage: Eukaryota; Fungi; Ascomycota; Sordariomycetes; Sordariales; Chaetomiaceae. The coding region runs from base 413 to 655 and encodes 80 amino acids. The record is from RefSeq and is a predicted model, not a curated record. Gene Ontology annotation, molecular function: catalytic activity. Gene Ontology annotation, biological process: DNA repair. The transcript is spliced from 2 exons.